Messenger RNA from Linum tenue, 3575 nucleotides. Lineage: Eukaryota; Viridiplantae; Streptophyta; Magnoliopsida; Malpighiales; Linaceae. The record is from the annotation of a GenBank genome assembly.
AAAUUAUUUUCUCUCUCCCCUUCUGUCUUUUCUCUCCCUUUCUCCGUCUUUUCUUCUCCUCUGUUGAGUGAGCAUACGAUACUGCGCAACAGGGAAAGGAAAAGAGGGAACCGAAACAAAAAGGAGGAGAAAGAAGUAACAGAGAGAAAACCGCCAGCCUCGCAGAAACCAGAGCCCACAAGGAAUAAUAAGAACAAGAAGCAGCAGCAGCUCCGAAGAGCUCCUCCGGUGGUUUCCAUGCUUCCGGGCUGGGCGGUGGUCCGAUCAGUCUUCAUUCUUAUCGCCUCUUGAGUCUUGUCUGCUAUGCCUCAUGUUGGUGUUGCUUUGUAAUCUGUUCAUGGCUCAAGAAUUCCUCGUUUGCUCUUAAAGACAGAAGAGUUUCGACAGCUUUGAUGACACACCAAGGUCACUAUCGAGUAAUGCUACAAGUUCCCUAUUCGAAGGCUUAAAUGGCUGGCAGCAAGGUUCUCAUAACAUACAAGCGAAAGCUUUCAUCAUCUGGAACUGGUGCUGCGUACAGAGAUGGCUGCUACGAUUCUCUAUCAGGAGGACCAAAUAAUGGUCAUAUAUCUAGAGCAUCAGGACACAAUCAGCAGAUUUUUCCUGGAUGUUCUGUGUGUGGUGUCGGAGGCAACCUUUUACAGUGCAAUGACUGCGAUCAAUUGUAUCAUCAUCAUUGCAUUGAUAGCAUCAUUGAGCCGAAGCAUAUACACAAUGGAGAAAAGUUGAGCUGUAGGUGUGAGCAGCAAGGUUCUUCAGGAAACGAGUCCUUCCGUGGACCCAAUGAAUAUGCAGUUGGCGACCUUAGUGAAUCUGGUAUAAAUCUGAAGUCAGUAAUUCCUGAUAAUGGUGGCUUUGGCAUGGAAACUUCACGGUGCUUAGAGUCAUUUGAGAAGAGCUCUUACACCCCUCAAUCAUCAAAUGGGAGAAACUGCAAUGUUGAAUAUGAAACAAAUUCAAGUAUCAAGGAGGCAUCAAACGCUGCAGGCAAUGGUUCAAUCUCUACUGAUCUAUCCUGUAGAUUACCUUGCCAUUUUCUUGGGGAAUCAAAGUCAAAAUCUCUUAUGACUUUUAGUCGGAGAUGUAAAAAGAAAACUAAAAUUACAAUGACUGAUACAAAAGAAAGUGACCUCCAGGAAUAUGGUCUGUCCCUUGAAAAAUUUAGUAAAUCUGCCUGUAGUGCAGCUUCUCCUAGAGACUAUUAUACUGGUCCCUCAACGAGCCAAAAGCUUCUGCAGGAAGAACUAGACACGAGGACUUCAUCACAUCAGAGUCAAGAUGAAAUAAAAGUUGAUUCUGCUGACAAAUGGGAAAGAGCCGCCCUGGAGGCUGAGAAUUUGGUAAAAGAGGGAGAAGAAUUGCGUGAUUCUGAAAGUGUUUGCAAGGACGACAUUCCAGGGCCUGACCACUUGCUGCACCCUAUUUCUGAAACUGCUAUGGAUAAUAGUGACGCUGCUGAAGAUUAUUCACGGAUUGUUCUGAAGGAUGAUAUCAAAGAUCCUUGUGAUUCUCCGGUAUUAGAUGGUCAGUUACAGAACCAUAAAUGUCAAGAGGAACCUGAGGUCUCUGCAUGCAAUCUUGAGAAAGAAAACAUGCCUGGUUCUGGAACAGAUGGCACACAACCGUAUCCAGAUCUCCUCGAGGCUCCUAAAUCUGGUUGUACACCCAACUUCAAUGUGGAUUUGGAAAUCUCGAAGGAUGCUGCUAAUGGUGCUUCAGAAACUCAUCGUGAUUCUCAAGAGUCCAUGAGCAUAGACCAGGCUGCUGUUGCUCAUGAGGUUUCUUACAGUGAACCAGUGGAAAGCUCAAAUGUGAGAGCUGGAGAUUCUUAUCAGGUGCAUCUAAUCACGACUACAAUUGGCAUGCCGACUUCCAUGCAGGAAAUUGUUCCAAACUCAAAAGAUGAAGGGGAAGCUUAUCCUCUCUUUAUAGAAGGUGCGGCCAAAAACAAUUGUCUUCAGCUGUUUUCAGAAGAAAGAGGCAAAGAUUCUUCCCCAUUAGGAAGUGUUAAACCAGAAGGAAUUACUGGACCUAUGAUUCUGGAAGAAGUGAAAGUUCUUCCUGCAGAAAAUGGACAUACACAAACUUCUUCCAUAUCAAGCGGUUUUUCAUUGGAUUUGGAUUUAUCCUUGCAUAUGGACCCUAAAUGGGGAGACUAUGCAUCAGGGACACCCUGCCCCCAGUUGCCUCCUUGGAAGUCCAAUGAUGAAAACAUAAGAUUUGCUCACACUGAAGUGCCUGAAGCUUUCCCGAAUGUUGGAAGUUCAUUCCUUAGACAAAGGAUAUUACUGGACAGGAUUGCAAAUAGAGCAAGUCGUUUGCAUGCACAGGGCGGUUUUCAAGACAGGCCAGAUGCUACUUUGUGGUCAGACCAAGAAUUGGAUUCACUUUGGAUAGGUGUAAGAAGACAUGGCAGAGACAAUUGGCUUGCAAUCUUAAGGGACCCAAGACUACAGUUUUCUCCAUUUAGAACUUUGAGGGACCUUGCUCUCAAGUGGGAGGAGGAACAAAUUAAAUUACUAGAUGGCAAACAUGCUUCACGAUUCAAUUGGCAUGCAAUGAAAGAGCAGGUUUAUGUACCGGGUUACCCAAGCGCUACACCCUGUUCAGAUAUUCAUGCAGAGAUAUAUGGCAAAGGUGAACUGAGGUGCAACUCAUUGCCAAUUAGUAGCCCUUUCACUUCUUUGGUCCCGAGAGGUAAUCUACCCCACUGGCUAAAGGAAGUGGUAAGCACUCCUCCAAGGCUGAUGGAAAUAAUUCCAACCAAAGUAAUUUCAUCCAUUGCUCAUCCUGGGGUAACACACAUCACUGGACCAUAUUCAGAUUCUUCUGAGACACAUAUUGGGGUGAGAAAUGAAAUGCCAGGUGAGCUACAGCUUUCAGGAGGUGCUUGCUGCUCUGCUGUUCCAUUGGCAACAAGUUAUGGAGUUAAUAAAGCUAGUUUGACUUCAGUGUACCAUGUUAAUAAGACAGAUGAUGUUGUCACAAUCGAUGAUGAUGCAUCUUCUGAAGAGACGAUAUCCGAUGAUCACGGGUCUCGGAUAUAGUUUUUGAAGAAAGGGCCACGCAAAUGAAAACUGUAUGAAUGUCUGUAAAUUGAUGCCAGGAGUUAUGUUCUGUACAAUUCUGGUACUGAAGCAAUGUAUAAGGUCGAUGCGGUCACUUUCGCUCAAGAGUCAAGGCCACACUUAACAUCAGAAUGUUAUGUUCAUAAUUUGAUGUAUAUGGUGCAAACCAGUGACAGCGGAAUCAAAGUUUUGUACCUUGUAGAUAGGAGUGUCGUGUCUUUUAUAUCAAUGACAAGUUCCUUUAGGAUGGCUUCUCUGCUGGAUGUAAGGAGUCACAAAUUUAGCAUUAUGGAGGGAGUGACCCCGUCAUUAGCAGUGGAAGCAGAUACUCCUGGGAUAUGACGUUCUGAAUUGCUUGUUGAGGUAACUUCACCUGCUAGUAGCCCUGGAGGGAAAGUUUUUUUUGAUGGAUUCUAUUUUGCAUAAGGCUGUGUUUAGUAUAUUUUCAAUUUCUGUUUUCUGAGACGGAAAAUAUUUUUAGUUAUGUUUAUAUCGGUUAUAUUGGCA